UAAACAUGUUAAUAAAAUUUGUAAUUUUUAUUUUAACUGCUCUACUUUGUAGCCGUACAUUGUGUGAACAGUCGAAACGGAACAGAAAAUUCUUUGGCAUAACUGGAUAUUUUUCAGGAUCAUCGGAUUUUCAUGUGGUACCAUUUUGGAAGCAGUGGAAUGCAUUGUUUCAAGUGCAUAUCGAAAAGAAUAAGCAUAAACAUAAUAAUGAGAUUUAUGUUGUUCCUGCGUCACAAUUUCAUUAUCCACCCUAUGAUAAUUAUGGUUUAUACGUUCCGCAUAUGUAUGGUGGAUUAGUUGGAAAUCGACUGCAUGGCCCAAUGUCAUUACUUCUCGAUGAAUACAAAUUUCCGACCACAACACUGGCUCCACUUACUCCAGAUAUUGACGAUAGGCCAAAAUUGGAGAGUGAUUCAAGUGAUGAUGGCGCAAAGAAAACUGACAAAAAUGUAGGUUUGUUCAAUUUGAAUAUACGUGAUGAUCGAAAAACACACAAACGCGAUGUUGUGCAUAAAACGAAAACUGACAAUGAGGUUGUUGCUACAGUUGUGGAAAUCAUCGACUUUAACAAAACGACAACAGCCACAUCAGCAGCGACAAGUGAGCCUGAUAUUGAUACAACAACGGAAUCAAAUGAAUCGCAAACAACAGAAACAAUUGAAUCGACAACAUCAUCGUCGACCUCCGAAAAACCAACCGCAUCCAUUGUUGAUACUGGAUUCCAACCAAUUUUAAAUGUGUACUAUGGUGGUACACCAUAUUUAUAUUACAACGGCCGAACCCAUUCAGGAACUUAUACCAUCAACGGAACGCCCAAAUACAAUCAACGAUCGAUACGAUUUGGGUGAAUUCAAACCGAGCACACAAUACGAAUAUCGAAAUUAUCGAUUCAAACCCGACUCAUAUUUUGUUCCCGUUGCUGGCACAAAACAAGUAUAUUAAACAGUCAGAGAAGCUUUUCUUUUUCGUCUAUUGAGACUUUGGAAAAUGUUCGAAGUAAAA
This is a messenger RNA of Contarinia nasturtii (swede midge), 1002 nucleotides long. RefSeq lists its product as uncharacterized. The record is from RefSeq and is a predicted model, not a curated record. Bases 6 to 848 code for a protein of 280 amino acids. The transcript has 3 exons. NCBI's taxonomy places the organism in Eukaryota, Metazoa, Arthropoda, Insecta, Diptera, Cecidomyiidae.